CUCCGGUACUCUCGCCAUGCGCAAAAGACAACAAACGUGGCGGUGUAUCUUUCCGUUUUGUAGCGGAAGAUUCACUCUCGUUUUGCACAUUUCGAGAGUGGUGGAGCGAGGACCUUCACCCGCCGAAUUCAGCGAGGUGGAUUGAACAACAAACGUGGCGGUGUAUCUUUCCGUUUUGURGCGGAAGAUUCACUCUCGUUUUGCACAUUUCGAGAGUGGUGGAGKGAGGACCUUCACCCGCCGAAUUCAGCGAGGUGGAUUGAACAACCAACGUGGCGGUGUAUCUUUCCGUUUUGUGGUGGAAGAUUCACUCUCGUUUUGCACAUUCUGAGAGUGGUGGAGCGAGGACCUUCACCCGCCGAUUUGAUCGAGGUGGAUUGAUCUGCAAACGUGCCGCUGUAUCGUUCCGUUUUGUGGUGGAGGAUUCACUCUCGUUUUGCACAUUUCGAGAGUGGUGGAGCGAGGACAUUCACCCGUCGAUUGAUCUGCAAACGCUGGAUGAGGUUCCAGGGAGCUGUGUCGCUGUUUGAUCGACGCAUGGGCGGCGGUGGGCCGGGCUGGGUGGCCAUGGAUAAGAAGUUGGCGACGGGAGGGUUCACCACACUGCGUGCCGUUUGGAUUCGGCAGUCGAUGCUCGCAUUCGGAUCGGGAGUCGCCAUUUUGCCAUCGUCUCGCCAUGCGCCCGAUCUCGUGCUGGUGGCUUACAUCGGCCUGGCACUUUGGCUGGCCUUGCGGGUCGUGCGUUCUUCUUCAGCACGGUACGAAGGCGAUGGACGUCCGCAUGCGUGGCGCAGGACAGCGGGACGGGCGCCGGGGCGCAACGCCAUGCCACAUAUGCAAGACCUCAACAACAGCCCGUUUGUGCCAAUGACACCGGGGCUCAGUACGGGAACGUCCAUGGACGGCGCUGUCGGGCUUCCUCCACGUCGGAUGUUCCAACCGCUGCCGGAGAACGUCCGACGCAAUGGCCCUGCUCCAUGGUGGAGACCAGCUUCGGACAUGGGCGCAGGCAUUCCUCCACACCUUCAACCACUUCCAGACGACAUGCCAGUGCCGGGCCAGCGCAACGGAGCAGGCAUCCCUCCACACCUUCAGCCCCUUCCGGAUGACAUGCCAGACGGGGCAGCACAACGGGUUGCAGUACAGCUCGAGCAUUCUCACUGGCACGACAGUGCCUUACAUGUCGUGCCUUACAUGACAGGAGUUCAGUCGCUGGAGGAUGUGGACGAAGACACCACGGUUGGCCAGUCCGGGACACACAUUGCUCCUUCUGGGAGCCAGCAUCACCUGUCUGCUGACUGGCCCGCGUGGACAGCGGCCGCAUCUCAUGCUGCAGCAACACAGUAUAUCCAGUCUUCUGUGGGAGGCGAUCCGGGACUGCGAGAGACCCAGUCCGGCUAUGGCCAUGGCAUUCCACAUGGUCACGGCGAGCGGGAGGCGCUGCUGGACAGCCGGCCGCCGAAUGGAGGUGGGUAUGGCUCGGACCAGGCUGGCGGGGUGAGAUACUCGAUGUCUGCAGGGGACACCGUCCGCGACGCCUCAGAUGGGUAUGGGCUCUCGUCUCAACAGUCGUCUUCCACCGUUGAUACGGGCGCACGGUACGGCAGCCAUGGUGGAUGGACAUAUCACGACAGCGGGGCAGGUGGAAUGCACACCCCGCUCGGAGAGGUUGAUUUGCCGGGUUCGUCUAUCCCGCAACGGCCAAGGUCCGAGCAGCGAGACGCUAGUGGAAAAGCUUCCACACCCGCGAAGGAACAGCGUGCAAAGGUCGGCAAGGGCAGUGGAGCUCGAACACCAUCCAAGGCCCCGAAUCCGAAACGGCCGGCUGCAAAUUCGCUGUCGUCUGCUGUCAUGGCGGAAGGGGAUGGCGAAUCUGACGAUGACAAUUCAGAGGAAGAAGACAUUGAUCAGCCUCCUCUCCCGGGGAAAGGGAAGCGCCGCAAGCGGAGCUCCAAGGUGGACAACUUCACAGAGGAGGAAUGCAUUGCCCUUGUGCACAUCAAGGCUGAGUAUGACAUCGAGAUGGAGCGAUCGCUGGUAGGGGCGAGCGGGAAGAUGAAAUCAAAGGAAGCAAAGUGGGGGGAUAUUCUGGAGCGGCUGCGGGCGAAGGGAAUUAUCAAGAAGUUGGAGGACGUGAAACGCAAGUGGGAGAAUUUGAAGUCUGCAUACAACCGUGUGUCCUUCCACGCAUGUGUCUGGAUCCAAGAACUUCUUCGAGAUGUCGACGAAAGAACGGAUAGAGAAGAAGGUGCACGUGUUUAUCAGGGAAGCAGUAUACAAGGGAACCCGAUUGAAGACGACCUCCGUGGUGUAGGUUCAGGCAGUCCUGGCGAUGAUGGCGGUGGAGCGCAAUCUGUAGCCUCGGCGGCACGAGCGGGUGCUGCAAGAAGAAGAACCAAUGCACGUGCAGGAGCGAUGGCGGAGGUGAGGGACAUGAUCGGCGACCACGGCAACCAGCAGGCCGAAGCUAUCCGCGAAGCAACACGCGAGGCAGCGAGAUUGCAGUCUGCCGAUCGUGCACGGGCAAACAGCGAGUUCCGCGAUAUCAUGACGAGCGUGACUGAUGUGCUCAAGGCUAACAAUAGCAAUCUUUGCAGCACCAUCGUCACGCUCACUGCGACACUCCAGCAAGGUCCACAACCGUCUGCGCAGUAGGGAGCGGAAUCAAGGAUCACCUGUGUGAGGGAUUCGUGAUUCGCGCAGCAUUGGUGAUUGCAUAUUCGCAUCACAUUUUUUCUGUUCAAUCGUAUUCAUCAAACUGCAGGAAAUUAUUUUUUUCUACUGUAUGGCACGAAUAAUGUACUGCUCUCUUGAGCAUCACAGAUGCUAGAUUCGAGCAACAGGUUUGGUCGACCGAUUAUCCAACCCUUUUUAUUUAGAAGUCGCUGCUCGUUGCUCGACAUUGGCGCAGAUUUUUAAUA
Chara braunii is the source of this 2921-nucleotide messenger RNA. Lineage: Eukaryota; Viridiplantae; Streptophyta; Charophyceae; Charales; Characeae. The record is from the annotation of a GenBank genome assembly.